GUGCAGGCUUAUAAUUUAUUCAAUGAUCAAAUCGGAGCCUCCAACUCACCCUCUCAUGUAUGUCCCAUUUGCUUAUAAAGUCUCUACUCCCAAGCCUGCUUCUGUGCUGUACUAGAUUCGCGCACUUUGAUCAUUGCAAGCUUGCUGCCAGCCUAGAGGGCUCGGUUUUUUGCGGGGAUUGCUCUGUUUCCUGCCAAAUUCCUUCGUUCCAGGCAGUCGCCGGAUCCUAUCCGCCCUUUUUUCAUGGAUUCCAAGCAGCAUGCGCUCCGGCCGAUCGCCACCAAGAAAGACGGCAGCUACGGCGGCAAGGUGGCCGCGGCCAUGGAGCGGUCGAGCUUGGCGAACGCGUCGUUUCGGGUGUACUACAGCCUGCGCGCCGGCGCCGUGCCGUUCCUGUGGGAGUCCGCGCCCGGCACGCCCAAGAGCGGCGCCGGCGCCACGGCUUCCGUCUCGCCCGCCGAGACGGCAGCCAGCGCCGCUGAACUGCUGCCGCGGAUAGCGCCACCGCCGUCGCACCAGUCGUCCCAGCUGAAGGGCAGGAGGUGCCGGGUGAGGUCGUCGUGGCCGGCGGCGAGAGGCGUCCUGAGGGCGCUGCUCGGCGUGCUAGGCAUCAGGAGGAGGUCGCACCGGCGUCCCACCUCGUAUCUUUGAGCUGAUGCUGCAUCGUUUUCCCGCGCUUAGUGCACGGGGAGAUCGAUUCUGUGUGCUCACACAAACAUUAUACGCGCUUCACUUUCACAGUAUAAAGACAUGGAAAUUAAGGAGACUGAUUAGCUAUGUGGUUAAAUUUUUGCGUUGUUUCUUCUUGUUUAUUAGGAUUAACUUUGUCAUGGCCGCUCUGUGACUUCGUGUUCGUCAGUAGCUGAGUUGCAUUUAGAGCUGCUCCAGUGCGUGGAUAGAGCGGCUCCAAAUGUUAGAUAUGGUUGAAGUUGGGGCAGUACUAAAAUCAAAUAAAAAACAUCAUUUGGUUCGUGACAAGUUAGUGCG
Phragmites australis (common reed) is the source of this 987-nucleotide messenger RNA. RefSeq lists its product as uncharacterized. Bases 244 to 651 code for a protein of 135 amino acids. The record is from RefSeq and is a predicted model, not a curated record. The transcript has a single exon. Lineage: Eukaryota; Viridiplantae; Streptophyta; Magnoliopsida; Poales; Poaceae.